Messenger RNA from Dreissena polymorpha, 1308 nucleotides. Its product is annotated as iron-sulfur cluster assembly scaffold protein IscU-like. Lineage: Eukaryota; Metazoa; Mollusca; Bivalvia; Myida; Dreissenidae. The record is from RefSeq and is a predicted model, not a curated record. The transcript is spliced from 5 exons. The coding region runs from base 30 to 491 and encodes 153 amino acids. Gene Ontology annotation, molecular function: ferrous iron binding; 2 iron, 2 sulfur cluster binding. Gene Ontology annotation, biological process: intracellular iron ion homeostasis; iron-sulfur cluster assembly. Gene Ontology annotation, cellular component: cytoplasm; mitochondrial matrix.
UGUAGCCUAUAACCAGCAAUAACAACAAAAUGGCAGUUUUACGUAACCUUCGGAAAGCAAUCCCUGUUUUGGAGCGAGUAAAUGUGACACCUGUUGCGCUUUAUCACAAAAACGUCAUAGAUCACUAUGAGAAUCCGCGCAAUGUUGGAUCCAUGGACAAGAACGACAAGAUGGUUGGAACUGGUCUGGUAGGAGCUCCAGCCUGCGGGGAUGUCAUGAAACUGCAGGUGAGGGUAGAUGAAGAUGGGAACAUCAUUGAGGCCAAAUUCAAGACUUUCGGAUGUGGCUCAGCCAUUGCCUCCAGCUCUCUGGCCACAGAAUGGAUAAAGGGCAAACAUAUUGACGAAGCAGCCAAGAUCAAGAACACAGAGAUUGCUAAGGAGCUAUGCCUACCGCCUGUAAAGCUGCAUUGCUCAAUGUUGGCAGAGGACGCCAUUAAAGCUGCCCUGGCGGACUGGAAGGUGAAGCAGAACAAGGCUGCCACAGGGUAGACUGGCUCUCCCCACUUCAAGUACACUCUGGUGAUUACAUGGAGAAGACACCAUAUCCAGCUUUCUUCUACUUGUAAUCAUUUGAGUGUUUUCUAUUGAGGAAUGAAGUCAAAACUUGUGAUGAUAUUCUGUGACUCUGUAUUGUUUUGUUUUUUCGUUUACCCUUAAAUGCUGUAGACAUUGUACUCGGCGUUUUUGAAGGCAAUCGAUUAUAUUCCAGUUUAUGAAGCUUAAAAUUAUAAUCGAUUACAUUUUGUGUAAAUAUUACAAUUACUUUUUAUGAUGAUAAAAAUACAUUAUUAGUAUUGCUCGUUAGUAUACCCGGUAACACAGAAGACUAUUAACAGGGUUUAUAGGUACCCUGAAUAGGAUAUUAUAACAAGUACAACCAGUUUGCAUUUCAUUUGGAUUUGGGCCCGUAUUCACCAACCACUCUUAGAAUUAAGUCUAAAAUAAGAAUAUCUUAAAGCUGUAUUGAUCUAAUUGUAUAAACUAUAAUAAUACAUUUCAAUUUUGACAUACAGUUUUACACCUCUAACUACACAAUUUAAUUAUGACAUUUUGAGCCUGUAUUUAUUCUAUCCCUGAAGGUAUUUACUUGGCUCUAUGUAUAUUCUUAAGUAUACCAAUUGGUUGGAGAAUACGGGCCGAGAUUUUAAAAAGUAAUUGAAAAUCAUCUAAUAAUAAGAUAGAGCUAUAUUUGUAGACCUAGUUGUUAAAAAAAACAUGGUACUGCUUGAUAUUUUUUUGUUGAAAUGUUAUAUUUUGUAAAAUUUGCUAAUCAAUGAUUGUGUGAAAAUUAAAACUAAAAAGUAUU